This is a messenger RNA of Linum trigynum, 1668 nucleotides long. Lineage: Eukaryota; Viridiplantae; Streptophyta; Magnoliopsida; Malpighiales; Linaceae. The record is from the annotation of a GenBank genome assembly.
UUCCAACAAGAAAACCAAAAAAACCCCUCCAAGGCUCCAACGAGCGCGACGAAGGCGGGCGACCCAACUCCUCCCUUUCUCUCUAAUCGCAUAGGCACAGCCGGCAACCCACCGGUGAAGAAAGACAACAGCAGUCGACGACUACCGCCUGAUUCCGGCGACGGCUGGAACAAAGGUAAGAAAAGCGAACCGUUUUUUUACUCGUCCUUGGUCUCGUCUUUCUCAAAAACCACGAUUGAAAUUCCUUUGACGUACCGUGUAUGGAAAUUUAAUUGUUCUGUUAAUAAAGAACGCCGCCUCCGCCGUCGUACUCCUUCAUUUCCCGAUUAUUCGAACCGUCGUGCCGAGUGCCGACAACGGUAAGUGGGCCUGAAUGGGCGAAUCUGGGCUUUUUUCCCCCGGUUGUCAAAUUUGAAAAAUAGAAGAGCUUUCGCUUUUGGGCCUGGACUAGAUAAAUAUAAUAAACAAAUGGUCCACGUCAGAAAGUUCGUAUGUUUGUUUCAUUUACAUGUGAAGGGAACAUGGGAAUGACGUCGCGUUUCUAUUGAUCACAUUGUAUGAAAGUUGAGGUGUCGAUUUGUGAAUGAAAGUUUGUUCCUUUUUUCCGACCGCUUUCCAUGUCUACAUCUAAGCUAAACUUGAAGCUUGGUUCUUUCUCUCCCAGUAAACACAAGAGUGGAAGCCACUUAAAACACCCAAUCAUGGCGUCGUCUGAUCCUAACCCAGACCAGAAGCAACUUAGUGGUGGUGGGAAAUUUGUGCCAAACGAGCAUAACGUGCUGCAGAAGCAUGUCAUGUUCUUCGACAGGAACCACGAUGGAAUCAUAUAUCCUUGGGAGACCUUCCAAGGUUUUCGGGCAAUUGGGUGUGGGUUCUUGCUAUCUUCAGCAGCAGCUAUCUUCAUCAACCUUGGCCUCAGCAGCAAGACUCGCCCUGGGAGAUUUCCGUCUCUGUUGCUCCCUAUUGAGAUAAGGAACAUCCAAAGGAGUAAACAUGGGAGUGACUCUGGUGCCUAUGACUCUGAAGGAAGGUUCGUGCCUGCAAAGUUUGAAGAGAUAUUUGCUAAGCAUGCUCGGUCACAUCCGAAUGCCUUGACAUCGGAUGAACUCGGGGAGAUGUUGAAGCAUAACCGAGAACCGAAAGACUAUGCUGGAUGGUUGGCUAGUUAUUCGGAAUGGAAGAUUCUGUUCCUGCUAGCCAAGGACAAAGAUGGGUUGCUGCACAAAGACACAGCUCGAGCUGUUUACGAUGGGAGCCUAUUUGAACAUAUGGAGAGGGAGAGGCAAUCGUCCAAAAACAGGACCUAACAGACCUCUGUUUCAUCAGCUGCGGAUCUGAACUUAAAAUUCUUUGAUUGGUCAAGUACUGUUGCUACGAAUUUGUGGUGGUACGUUCAUUAUUGAACUGUGUACCAGGCAGCAAUGGUGGUGGUAAAUAACUGGGAAGUGAGUGUGUGGCCGUGGGGGAUAUUCCCCAUGUGUGUGUAUCCUAAUUGUUCUGUGUUUAUGUGUAAUUCCGUCUGUAAAAGUGGUGGUGUUAACUGUUAAUGAUAUCAAUGGUGGUGUCUGGUGUGUUCCAAAGGGCAAAGGUGGAAGGCUAGUUUUAGAAUUGAAUGCCACUCUAAGUCUCUAACGUGCUGUUGGGCACCAAUAAACCGUUGACCUAGAU